Messenger RNA from Colletotrichum orchidophilum, 1047 nucleotides. RefSeq names its product C6 zinc finger protein. Bases 1 to 1047 code for a protein of 348 amino acids. The transcript has a single exon. Lineage: Eukaryota; Fungi; Ascomycota; Sordariomycetes; Glomerellales; Glomerellaceae. The record is from RefSeq and is a predicted model, not a curated record.
AUGUCGGCGUCAAUACUGGCUGCUAGCUUUGCCAGUCUUUCGCUCAAGAUAUCAGACCCAAAACUCAUGAAGCAGGCCAGAGUUCAAUACGCCAGCGCAUUGUGCCAAACGAACCAAGCCCUAAGCUCAGCGAAACUUGCCGUCGAGAACAGCACCCUAGCUGCCGUACUUCUCCUGGGACUUUUCGAGGCCAUUGUCUUUUCCGGUCAGCAGUCUCUAGACAGCUGGAACCAGCACACUCUCGGCUCCGUUGAGCUGCUGCGCCUGCGUGGAAGUCGGCAAUUUGGGACUCCUCUUGGCCGCAAGCUGUUCGUUCACUCUGCAAGCAAUAUCCGCACAAGCUGCGCGCAUAGCAAAACGCCUGUCCCGGCCCGCUUCAUAGAGCUCUUCGAUGAUGCACAGCCGUACCUUGAUCUGAACGAUCCCUUCCUCAAGAUCACCCCUAUCCUCGACCGGGUUGCCACUUUACGGUCAAGGAUAGCCAAACUCCACGACUUAGAGAGACAUGAGGCUAUAGUUGAAGCUCUGGACUUGGACGCGGCCACAGCGAACCUUGGGCGUGAAGUCGCAGCAGAAUGGAGAUUCACGGCACGAAGCCCAGAUGAGAGGGCGGCAAUGACAUACAAGGGCAUGUCUUUCUGCUACCCUUCCCUUCGAGCGUUGCGGUACUGGAACUCUUUGAGGGUCAUACGCAUGUUUCUCAACGACCUUAUCUGGAUGCAAACAUCCAUGAUACUUGCCCAAGGAUCGGGAUCAGCCAAUACGAACUACCUCGCAAUGCGGGAAUCUGCGACGCGGAAAAUAUCGAGUCUCGUUGUCGAGGUACUUGCCAGUUGUGGCGACUAUCUAGAAACCACCGAAGAUCGAUUCUCCGUUACAGCACGAUGCUUAAUCUGGCCAUUAUCAGUCAUUGCUGAGAUUUCCACAACGCCCCCCGACGCACGUCGCUUCGCUCUUGAUUGCUUGGACCGGCUACGCCGUGGUGUCCAUGUCCCACGCUCGAUUGCAGUAGCAAACUCAACGAUGGACCUUCAAGUAGACUGGUAA